AAAAAGUAAUAUAUUUAAUGAGACCGAAUUUGGGAGAUUCCUGGGGGUAAACAUGAAAUAUGGUAUUCGACUGAAGGGUAAUUCAGUCAUUCUAUGUCUUCUGGUUCCACCUCUUCUCCUUCUUCCAUUUAUGCGUAUCCCACUCUGAUCGCCACAGAAAACCAAAAAAAGAAAAAAAAAAAAAUCCGGCCACCGUGGGUAUUUUCGUAAUUAUCUUGCGGAGAAGCCUCUCCAGGUUCCACAUAAACGUCGGAGACGGGGACGAUUUCGUAACCCAGAUCGCCGGCGGCGAAUCUCUGCCGAUGAAGUAACGUUCGCCGGAGUGAUUUCACGUGCUUUAACGAUGAAAACGAAUACCGGCGGCGGAGAUUUCUGCCGCCACGAAGCCCUGAAGUUUUCCUAUUUCUUCUUCCGACCGGAGGGGCCGCGCGAGUACGUAAUCCUCCUCACGCGCCUCGCGAUCCUCACGUGCCUCGUCGCCUCCGUCUCUCUGUUUCUCCACGCCGCCUUCUCUCCCUCCGCCGCCUCUUACUCCGCCUACCGCCUCCGCCUCCGCCUCCCCGCCGUGCCGCUAAAAUCUCCGGCGGUCAUCCCUCCCUCCGGAUCCGCCGGGGCUACCAACCUCUCUCACGUUCUCUUCGGCAUAGCCGGGGCGGCAGACACGUGGCUCGAUCGCAGCCAUUACACAUCCCUGUGGUGGCGGAAUUCCACCCGCGGCUUCGUCUGGCUCCACAAACCCACAUAAAUCUGUAUCCCCAAAAAAGGAACCGAUAACCGGUUCUCGAUCCCGGUUCGGGUCUCAGACUCUGGAUGGACUCGGUUUAGGUACUCGAGCUCGAGAGCUGCGGUUCGGAUAGCGCGGAUAAUCUGGGAUAGUUUCCGCUUGAAUCUGCCGGAUGUGCGGUGGUUCGUGAUGGGAGACGACGACACGGUCUUCUUCUCAGACAACCUCGUAGCGGUCCUGUCGAGGUACGACCACGAACAGAUGUGGUACAUCGGGGGAAACUCGGAGAGCGUCGAGCAGGACGUGAUGCACGCGUACAACAUGGCGUUUGGCGGCGGCGGAUUCGCGAUUAGCCGACCGCUCGCGGCGCGUUUGACAGACGCGCUCGACGGUUGCCUCGACCGUUACUUCUACUUCUACGGCUCCGAUCAGAGAAUCGCGGCCUGCGUUAACGAGUUGGGCGUUCCGUUCACCGAGGAACGCGGCUUCCACCAGCUUGAUAUAAGAGGAGACCCAUAUGGACUACUUGCUGCUCAUCCAAUGGCGCCACUUGUGUCGCUUCACCACCUUGGAAACAUGGAAUCCAUGUUCCCGAACCAGACACAGAUCGGAUCUUUGCAGACAUUGAUGAAAGCUUACCCCUUGGAUCCACCUCGGAUUCUUCAGCAGACUUUCUGUUACGACCAUAAGCGACGAUGGUCUAUUUCUGUCGCUUGGGGGUACUCUGUACAGAUCUACACCUAUGUUUUGUCUGCAAAUGACUUGGGGACGCCGUUGCAGACUUUCAAGACUUGGCGGAGUUGGGGGAACGGUCCUUUCACGUUUAAUACCCGACCCUUGAGAUCUGACCCGUGCGAGCGUCCCGUAACUUAUUUCCUGGACAAGGCGGAGGAAGUGCGGGAUAUCGGGACAAAGACUUGGUACAGCAUUGCCGAUAAGAGAUUUGGAGAUUGUCGGAAGGGCGGGUAUUCACAUGCGACCGCAGUGAGGAGGAUUAUGGUUUCUUCAAUGAAGAUGGAUCCCGAGUACUGGAACAAGGGGAAACGAAGGCAAUGUUGCGAGGUGAUGGAAGGAGAGGGAGGGAGGAAGGGACACGACAUGUCGAUACGGGUUAGAAAAUGCAGAUCUUCUGAGAAGAUCUCUCUGUAGAAUAUUUCACACAUUUUUCACAUAGGAUUUAUAUAUAUAUAUAUAUAUAGCCCUUGAAUUCGGAUCGAUCAAAGAGAGGAAGAACAACAAGACCAAGACCAAGAACAUGUCCGUACGUUGUCAGUGGGAAAACUUCCCACUUGUUGCAUGCUGUGAAGUCGACAGAUUCUAAAUCGGAGAUUGUGUGAAAUAAAUAAUAAGCAUCCACUUUUUUUUUUUACAAAAAAAAAUUAUUCCUCUCUAUGGAUGCGAUGCUGCUUUUUUUGACGGCGCCAAAAGUGGCUCCAAUGGCCUGUUUUCCUUUUCUUACA
Molecule: messenger RNA, 2184 nt
Organism: Tarenaya hassleriana
Lineage: Eukaryota; Viridiplantae; Streptophyta; Magnoliopsida; Brassicales; Cleomaceae
Molecular function (GO): acetylglucosaminyltransferase activity
Source: RefSeq, a predicted model, not a curated record